GAUGUGGAGAUUCCUCUUUCCUGCCAUUUAAAAGCUCAGAGACAGCGCGAGCCUGCUAACCUACAUACAAACGAGGUCAUGAGCGACAUGAUGUAGUUUUUUUUAUUUUUUAAAUCCGACAAAUAAAGAGGAUAAUUAAGAGGAGCGGUUGUUGCGUGUGUGUAUUUAAAUGGGAAAUCUGUUGGGCAGCUGGCGUUUCAAGGAGCCGAGCACCGUGGAGGAAUGCGACUCGACGUGGGGGUCGGACUCCGAGAGCGACGAGCUGCUGCUGCCGGCGGCUGAAGAUGACAGCGGCAUCUCCGACUCCGUCAGCCCGCCGGAGAGCGACCGAGCCCCGGGAGAGCCCGGAGACUCGUCCCCGCAGCUGACUGACUCCCCCGAGUCUCUUCCAAAGAUGAAGAGGAGUUUCUACGCUGCUAGAGAUCUCUAUAAAUACCGUCACAGCUACCCGAACUACAAACGGUCCCGGCAACCCAAUGAGUACCGAAACCUACGCUUCUACCUAAACAAGAUCCCUCUGGUACCUGAUGGUAUCUUCGUAGAAGAGAUUUUGUCGAAGUGGAGAGGAGACUAUGACAAACUGGAGCACAAUCACACCUACAUUCAGUGGCUGUUUCCAUUGAGGGAACAAGGGCUAAACUUCUACGCCUAUGAACUGACUCAGGACGAGAUCAAAGAAUUCCAAAGCACUCGUGAAGCCAAGCGGAGAUUCCUGGCAGCCUAUUCCCUCAUGUUGGACUUUUAUGGCAUCAAACUGCUGGAUAAGAGUGGAAACGUUGCCCGGGCUCCCAACUGGCAGGAGCGCUUCCAGCACCUUAAUGAGUCCCAGCACAACUACCUGCGAAUCACUCGCAUCCUGAAGUCCUUGGGCGAACUGGGCUACGAGGCCUUUAAAGCUCCACUGGUUCGCCUCUUCCUGGAGGAGUCACUGUUCCACAACACCCUUCCAAACAUGCAGCACAGCGUCCUGGAGUAUUACGUCUACACCAUACGUCUCCCAGCCACUCGCAGGCGCCUGCUUCGCUACGCCCGCCAGCACUACCGCCCCGCACACGCCUUCCUCUGGGGUCCACCGCCUAAAAGGCGAGGCGGUGGUGUUGGUGUUGGCACCGGUGCUGGGAGUAGUGGCAUCAGAGCACCUGCUCCGACACCAGAGCCGCAGCGGAGAGAGCGGGAGAGCAACACCUCCCCCAUUAUCGUGUCUUCCCAUGAUACCGUAAUGUGCCAGGACCUGGUCCGUGCAGGACUGAAGGGCUGCACAGGAAGUAUGGCCAGAGUUGAAGGAGGGCUGAUGUUGGGCGGCGCUAGAAGGAUGAGGAGUGAAUACAAUGAAGUCGUUCCUUUGUAGGGUUUAUCAGGUUAUCAAAGCAAAAGAAAAAAAAACAAAAAACUUUAUUAUUAACAGUUCUAUAAGACUCUUAAGUCCAGGGUUAAGUCUUAAAACACAACAGUUUUAGCUUUGUUUUCUUCUCAGCAUUUAUUUAGUAUCAAUCCAGGUUAAGGGCUACUAUAAACUAUGAUAAUACUUCUUUGCAGAUUGUUCAGUUUUACUGUCUUUUUAGGGAUUAAGGUGUUUUAGACACGUCAGAGGUUUUUAUCCUGAGCCAAGAGAAACAAUCUCACCUUUGACAAAAUCCCAAAAACCAUCCAGACCCAGUGGAGACCCAUGUGUGUGUUGCAUCAGAAAGGAGAUUGCCUUAUUUAAUAAAUGUUGUGUUUUUGAAACUGUAGCAGGUACGAAAUGUGGAGAGUGUUAUACAACCAAAGUUACCCGCUGAUUGGCAUGUUGGUCACAUAAUGGUUUUUGGAAAAAAGUCCAGUCUGCUGAACACCUGGUCCAGGUAUAGAAAUUCUAAACUUGUUUUUGGCACUGACUGAAAUGCUGCGAUCAUACUGAGACUUUUUGUUUAGACAGCUAAGCUAAUUAACGGCAUUUUUAGAUUGCACCCGUCUAUAUGUGGCACUUAAAUGCUUAACCACUGGUACACCUGUUGCUUGGUGCUUGGUAGGUGACUUUUGGAAGUUAACAGAGCAGCGUCUGUCUUUGACACCUUUGUAGCAAGAAUUGCUAAUCAUGCUAAAGUGAUGGUGAGUUGUUGUUGGGUGCACUUUGUCCGACAAGUGUGACAACAACUCUUGCAACAGCUUUGUUCAAGAGUUCCCGUGGAUGACGUUCCAUUUGAAUUUAAAUGUGUGUGAUUUUGAUUCACUUGCACAAGUGCUAGAUUAUUUGCAUAGCUUGAUCGGAUUGGCUAGCGCUCACAUUGCCACAUUUACUUUAGUACACUCUUUUUAAAACACGGUCUCCUUAAGCUUGGUGCUUGAGGCGACUUGCGGAAGUUAGCGGGGCAGGAUAUAUCUUUGCCUUCUUUGUCGCAAGAGUUAGUAAUGCUAAAGUGGUUGCAAUGUGGUGUUAGCCAUUGUUGGGGCGCACUUUAUCCGACAAGCAUUGGUUAAGAAUAGCUUUGUUUGAGAGCUCUGUUUGGUCAGCGUCUGUGCAGCUAUAUUAGCUAUUUUGUUUGGCUGGUGCUAUUUUUAGCUUCUGUCUGAAGCAAAGCGACCGAUCCACAUGCAUUACGCCAUAUUCAAACUUAAUUAGCAGAGUUUCAGAUUAAGCCUCCAUUAUUAAUGUUUCGGCGUAGUAUUAGCUCUGGCAGAUGCUACAGAACCAUGAGUCAUCCUUUCAAUGCUCAGUAGAUUUGAAGCGUUUUGGUUUCUGCCAAAAUUGUCGCUAGAGUGAAUUUUCUGAUGUGGAAAAAGUCAGAAGUUUCUUCAGGGGUACAAUUUCUUUUAAAUCCUGUGAAAUAACACCAGGUGCAAACAGGAGAGAAUUGGCUGAAAAUGUCAAGUUUGGGUCAAUUUAUUAUAGCAAUAUUUUACCGACUUGAACUCUUUAUUUUAAUCGUACUAAUAGUAAUAUUGAUAACAGGUUCAGUAUUUAUCUGCUGUGAAUUCUAGUGUCUACAAUAUAGGCUGUAUUGGCCUCUUAAAAUAGUACAGCAAUGCAAAAAAUAGGUUUUGUUCACUUAAUAUCUAAAGGGAGUCUUUUUUUCUGCGAACUAUGACUAACACCAUGGAGAUUUUCUUCACUCUCACUGGUCAAAAAUUCCAUUUAAAACCGUGUUAAAGGUGUUUUUGACCAGUGAUUCAGUGAAAAUACAACUUAAUGUAAAAUGUGUGACAGAUCUCCACAGUUUUCAUCUUCCUGCAACCUUUUUUAUUUGUGGUGCAUUUGUGGUGCAUUUGCACAAUCUGUGCACAGUGAUGCAAAGGUGAAAACUAAAACACCACAGGAAUAACACACAUUAUUCUAAGCAGAUUCACAUGACUUCACAAACCCUGUGGGUGAAGAGGCUCAUGUGGCUUUUCACCAAAAAAACAUGACAAAGUGAUUGGGUGUGAACUGUGAGUGAAGUUGAACAUGUGACAUUUCAUGAUUUUUUUGUUUUUUUUUGAAAAUCUGUCUUCCGCUUGAAAAGCUGGUUUCUCCAAAUUAUUCAUCUGCGAAUCAUCAGGAAUUUGUCAUGUCAUUGUUUUUCUUGUAUUCAAAACUUUGCAAUAAUUUGGGUUAAAUUUAUAAAAUAUGUAGUUUUCAAUCAGCUACAUAAUACAUAAUACUACAGAAGAGGAUAAGGGCCAUGUGUGAAAUUCUGUUGGAAACUAGGAAACUAAAUUUAAAAAGUCAGAAUUCUUAGAUUAAUAAAUCUAAAAACACU
Solea senegalensis (Senegalese sole) is the source of this 3716-nucleotide messenger RNA. It is a transcript of the gene ogfrl1, whose product is annotated as opioid growth factor receptor-like 1. Gene Ontology annotation, molecular function: opioid growth factor receptor activity. The record is from RefSeq and is a predicted model, not a curated record. Gene Ontology annotation, cellular component: membrane. The transcript has 7 exons. The coding region runs from base 170 to 1348 and encodes 392 amino acids. Lineage: Eukaryota; Metazoa; Chordata; Actinopteri; Pleuronectiformes; Soleidae.